AUGAAGCUAAAUGAACACAUAGCAAUCUCCACCCCCACCCUCCUCCUCGUCCCCUACGAAUCCCACCACGUCCCAACCUACCACCAAUGGAUGCAAGACCCGGAAAUCCAACUCGCCACCGCCAGCGAACCUUUAUCCCUAGAAGAAGAAUACUCCAACCAACUCUCCUGGCGAACAUCAACCGACAAACUCACCUUCAUCAUCUGCUCCCCCUUGGUCCCCUCCCCCUCCCAUCCCAACACGAUCCCUAAUGACGCCGACACUCCCCCCAAAAUGCUCGGCGACGUCAACCUGUUUUUAUACCCCUCCGAAGAAGAGUACACCUCCUCACCCGCACCAGCAAUACCGAAAGAGGUGGUAGGGGAGGUGGACAUCAUGAUCGCGGACGCGAAAAAUAGGGGGAAGGGGUUGGGGGAACGGGUGGUGAGGGCUUUUGUUGAUUGGAUUUGGGAACAUAGGGGGGAGGUGAUGAGGGAGUAUGUUAGUGACAAGGUUGAGGAGGGACAGGAAGGGGUGGAGGUGCCGAGGUUGGGGAUGCUGAUGGUUAAGAUUGGGGAGGGGAAUGAGAGCAGUAUAAAGCUGUUUAGGGAUAAGCUUGGGUGGGUGCAGGAGGGGGGGAGGGAUUAUUUUGGGGAGGAAGGGGGGGGACGGGGAGGCUUGAGAGGGGUGGUGAGAGAGAGGGUCAUGGGGUUGGGGAGAAAGUUUAUGCUGGCAGCUGACUUGGUUUAUACUUUUUGGCAACUGGCAUUUUUUUUUUGGCGAUAUUGA
Molecule: messenger RNA, 768 nt
Organism: Podospora bellae-mahoneyi
Lineage: Eukaryota; Fungi; Ascomycota; Sordariomycetes; Sordariales; Podosporaceae
Exons: 4
Coding region: 1-768 (255 amino acids)
Molecular function (GO): N-acetyltransferase activity
Source: RefSeq, a predicted model, not a curated record